Cladocopium goreaui is the source of this 9183-nucleotide messenger RNA. NCBI's taxonomy places the organism in Eukaryota, Dinophyceae, Suessiales, Symbiodiniaceae. The record is from the annotation of a GenBank genome assembly.
GAGUUUUGCAGCCGACCCAUGCAGCAGUUGCUGGAAGCAGCGGAUCUGCUGGCAGGCGACGCCCCAGAGAGCCUUGAUCCUCCAGGGAGCGAGGUGAAAGCAGAGGCUGCAGAGGCAGCAGGUGAUGCUGAUGCCCCUCCUUCAUCGACUUCACCGUCCUCGUUAUUGGCUUGGACGACUCCAGGAGUCAAUGCCCUGGUGGGACUGAAAGAAUCGGUCAAGGACACUUCCAGCCAUAUGGUCCAUCGCGCGUACCGCGCGGCGGGCUCGCUGGGAGGCAGCAAGCGCGAGGACGAGGUUCAGAAGCCCUUAACGCCAGAUCUGGAUCCGGUGCAGGUCUAUGGUCGCAUCGAGGAUACUGUUGAGACCUUGGUUUUGCUGGUCUUGGAACCGGUGCUGAAGGGCAUCCCAUCCUUGGGCAUUCUGCCGGUGAGGAUCGAAGCGCGACGUUCGGUGGGUGAGCACGGCAGCCCCCAAGCAGCGGUCAAAGCACUGCUGGCCAAGGCCCGCACCGAAGACGGUGCAACGGUUUCCAUUUGGGAAUCCACGUUGGCACCGCAACGCCGGAACACGGAGUGCGUCUAUGACCUUGUCCUAAAGCUACUGAUCACGCGAGAAGAACAAGGAGCACAAAUCACUCGCAUGGCCCAGGACAGGAUUCGACCUGCAUACCGAGAGCGCUUGGGCCAGCAACCGACUAAGGGAAAGGCGAAGGCCGAAGAUGCCGAGAGUGGCAUGUCGCAGCGCUUCAUCCGCAAGGCGGAGAGCGUUUCGGAAUUGCUGGUCAUGCGCUUCCUUCCUGUGGUAGGUUACACCAUCUACGCGCGCCUUCGACUGGCCGCGCUGGUGGCGGAGAUGAACGGCAGCUGGGCGAAGUGUGGAGCGAAGAGCACCAACGGAAUGCCUCGGCGGCCAUUAGGUCAUGACUCGGAAGAUCCGGAAGUACAGGAGCCAGCCAUUGCUGUCUUCCGCUCCAUCUAUGAGUUUGUUCACUUUCGAGCAAUGCUUGAGCUGCACGCUGCAAGAGCCAAGCGCCACGGAGCUCUUGCCUGCGCGGCGUGCAGCUCCGGUGCAGGGCGGCUAGCAACAACUGCGAUGCUCUGGUCGACCGAGCCAGCUACUGACGGCCUCCUCUUCUUCAGCAUUUUGCCCGGCGGCGAAACCCACCCCGACGUCGAUCAGUCGCCGCCGGCGACGCUGGAGACACCGGGAGGCUCCGCGGGCAGCUCUGUUGCCGUCCGCGCUGCGCGUGGCUUGGGGCAUGGCCUCGCUCGACAGGACCUCUACGAUUUGGCGGCAGCGAUUUGUUCGGAGCGGGAAUCUGAGGAGGCAGGACCUCAGACCUGCACAGUUCAGAGGGCACAACUGCUGUUUCAAACGUCACGUUCGAAGCAUCCAGUGAUUCUGUUGCUCCUGGCCUUGGGCGCCUUAGCGCCUCUGCUGGUGGCCCUCGCAGCUGGACCGAAGACCGAUCGGAGAAAACCUUGGCAUUUUCCCAAUGACUGGGUAGAACGCACAAAAGAGGUGCUAUCAGCCAGCACGCCACGGCGACAACUGGCCUUUGCAGCACCCGCUCUUUGGGGCCGGUGCUUGGACAAGCACUACUUGAUCUGGGACUUCACCAAAAGGAAGAUUGAGCAUUCAAAGAUGAAAACGAAAGAUGAAAAAGGGGUUCCAACUGAUGAAGGGUUGCGUCACUUUCUUGCAGUCCUGAAAACAGCCAUAGCAGCAGUUGAACCUGUCAAAGUGAAUGAACUGUUCCUCACUGCCUUCUACAGUUCCCAAGUCUGGCGCCGACCUGCUGAGAGCAUGCAGCAGUACAUCGUGCGCAGAGAGCAGGACUUUAGGCGUUUGGAAGAGAUGAGCAAAGACACGCAUGUGAGCACAAACUUGCGUGCCAUGAUGUUGCUCAUCUUCAGUGGUUUAGAUCACAAAGAACAAGUCAGUGUUUUGAGUUCAGUUGGAAAUGAAUACAACUUUGAAAAGAUUUCACAUGCCUUGCGGUUGCAGUUUCCACAAGCCUCUGGAAAGCCUGUUGUCAGAAGGGAUUACCUUGGCUGUGGACGUCAGCCUCAACCCAAUCGUGACUCCGGCAUCUUGUUCAAGCCGAAGGCAUGGCGUCAGAUGAACUCAAAGGGCCGUGGCCGUGGUCACCAAUCUUUCACCGCCGAUGAGGUCUUGGAGACUGGCGAUGAUGAUGGCGACUAUGAGGGCGACGAGACCUAUCACGAGGACAUUGACGCUGACGAGCACUAUGAGCCUCCGACCUAUGAUGGUGCUGAGUCCUUUUGGGAGGAUGAAACCUUUGACACCUUGGUCCAGGACAUGCCUGACCUUGAUGAGAAUCCAGAGAUUGCCGACGCUUUGGCAACAGUCAUGCAGUACAAGAAAAAGGGCAAGGGCAAGGGAAAGCAAAAGGGGCCAGCCGGAUCCUCUUCUACGCAGUCUUUUCCUUUCCGUGCCAGUGGUGACAUCUCCUUUGACAAGAACAAGGAGGCCAGAAACAACGCAGUGAAGUUUCUCAAAUCCGUGACAACAUGCACCAGUUGCCAUCAACGUGGACACUGGACAGGAGAUGAUGCCUGUCCCAACAAGAAGAAGAACAAGGGUGCUUCUUCGAACUCUCCCAAGAAGAAGCCACAUGAGAAGAAGACCACGUUUUUCGUUUUGCAUGACAGUUUGGAAUCCGACGAUGAGAAGGAGACUUGCCUCGCCUUUGCCGUUGGGGACAAGUCCACCGUUUCCAAGAAUGAUCUAGCUGAACAGAAUGCCAAGGUCCUUAAGGCCUUUGCGACUCAGAACACCUUCCACGUUUCUGAGAAUGCCGACAUGACCCUGAAUGCCAACGCGAUUGAGAAUGCCAGCGUGCCACAGAAUGCCUUCCUGACUGAGUAUGCCGACCUUGCCCAGUAUGACGGCCUGACUCAGUAUACCAACUCUUAUCAGAAUGACAUGAGCCGUGCGCUGCAGCCCAAUUUGAAUGAGCCCAAUGCCGUGACCGCACAGAUGCCUGUUCCUCCAGCAGGCAGCCCCCCUUUUGAGGCUGGAUCCAACGUCACAAAGAAUGCCAGCGCACAUGGAGUUUGUUUCACUUCCUUUGAUUCUUCUGUACUGAUGGUGUUGAAGGACUGCGAUUGCACAGUGAUUUCUGGCCGUCGCAAAGAUGGCGAGCAGAUGUGGCGAUACCUUGUUCAGAUUGCCCUUUGUACAAAGUGGGGCAGUGCUGCUCGAUCCCGUGAGCUUUUUGCCAGCGUUUGCCGUGAAAGAGACAAAGCCUUGCAUGACCGUGAACAGCGAGCGGCCUUGCGACCUCCUCCCGGUUAUCCUGGUCAAGCAGCCUCUUCUCCAGGUUCCUCACCUUCACCCAAGUCUGUUGACUGGAAUUUGGUUGGUGAACAAGCCUCUUCCACUGGCGCUGAUGGCAGCUCAAGGACAGCCAAGAUUGUCCGUGAUCGAGAACCUCGCUUUUGGGCCUAUGGUGUGCUGAUUAAGCCAACAAUUGACCUUCCUGAUUUUCCCCUUCUUGCGGAUGAGGACCAGGAUGUUCUUCAGCCACUGCCAUGCGACAUGACUUUGUGUGGUCCAGAAACGCCCUUUGAGGGGUACAGCUAUGUUCAAGUUGCAUCGAGCCCAGAGGCAUCUGCAUUUUGCCAGCAAAUCUUGCAAGCUGCCCUGGAAAAUCAGCCUUUGGUUCCCGAGCUCUAUCGGCUCUCAUUCUACCUGUUCGGCAGGUGCAAGUUGCUUCAUUCUGCCGUGACCCGGAUGUGGAAGUCAGGUGAAGUUCGUCCUGCAAAGCGGCCUUCAAAUCCUGAUGAGAUGAUUGCGCACCGGUGCAUCCGGGUGCCACUUUGCUUCAACAUCCAACAUCCGGAGAUCGUUCAGGUUCAUGACUUUGAAGUUCUGAUGACCAAUGAUGACAGUCGUCAUGGCGAUCGUUUGGACUUGGACUCUUUUGCCUCCACUCCACAAGAUCCUCCCGGGUUGGCCAUUUUGGACUCUGGCUGUACUCGAACCAUGCACGGGAAGGAUUGGGCGGAAGCUUUUGAGCUUGAGCUCGGCAAACUUGGACUUUCAUGCCGAAGACGCCCCAAACACCAAUCUUUUCGUGGAGUUGGUGGCCAGAUUGCCAGCGACACUGUCAAGGUAUUUCCUGUCGGAAUUCAUGGAGUCAAUGGAGAACUCCACAGCGCUGAAGCAUCAGGAGCUCUUCCUCUUCUCCUCUCACGCCCUUUCAUGGAAGAGUUGCAGACCGUCAUUGAUGUUGGGGCCCGAACUGUUUCAUUCAAGAAGCUGGGCAUUGAUGGACUUCCUUUGAUUCGAACGGCCAAGGGUCACCUUGCCAUCAGCCUUUUGGAUUUUGAUUUGGCUGCCUUCGAAGACACAGAAAGCCCAGUGAAUGCCCCUGAGCAGCUCCACACCGAGGAUCACCUGGACUUUGAUCCUGCUGCUCUGGUCGAUCAUGACCAACCUCAUGACUUUGGCGGCAUGAACCCUGAUGAUUACUUUGACAUGAUGGCCGACCUUGACAUGUGGCGCCAAGAAGCUACCAGCAUCCAAGCAGCCAUCGACAGUGGCGAGAUCGUUCUUCCUCAACAAGAUGAAGGUCUCAUGUGCGAGGAUGCCAACUACCAGUUUGACCAUCCUGAGCAGUUCAUCGUGCGGAAGGCCACCAACAAGAAGAGCAAGAAGUUCGAGUCAUGGCAGAACAACUUGGACGGUGAAGACUGGCUUCGCCAACGAGUUCUCACCGGCAAGUACAAGAAAGUGUCCAACAAGCCGCCUUACGGCAAAACUUGGAUGAAACAGUUGUUUGCUGGUCAGAUGGGCCUAUCACUUUUGGCCAUCUUCUAUGGACUUUCUAUCGGCGUCCCCCUGGACGUGACCAGCUCUGAUUGGGAUGCAUCAACAUCCAAGGGAUACAAACAAGUUUGCCAUGAUUUGCUCUAUGAGGACCCCUUCCUGACCGUGAUCACCCAACCUUGCGGUCCAUGGGGAAAUUGGUCGCGCUUCAACUUGGCACGUGGUGGCAAGUCGAUGCUCACUGUCUUGGAGCUACGUGAAGCAGGACGUCCCAUCCUGCGACUGGUCAACAAGGUUGUCAAAGACCGCGUCAAAGCCAAUCGGCAUGUCUUUGUCGAACAACCACUUGGCUCACAAUGGCUAGAAGAAGAAGAACUUGCUGAUGUUGUCCAGCUGUUGCAGAACGGCGAUUUGGUUUCCAUACGUGUUGAUGGAUGUCAAGUUGGUUACAAAGAUCGAGAAAGCGGGUUAGCCCACUUCAAACCAUCCAUCUACAUCACUUCUCUCCUUGUAGCAGAAUCCAUUUUCAAUGGCUGUCGUUGUGAUGGGCAACAUGCACAUGAACCUCUCGAGGGAAACAACAAGUUUGGCUCACGCACACUUCAAGCUUCUGAAUGGCCUGAACAGUUGAACGAUCUUGUGAUCCAGGCCAUGAUCCAGCAAGCCUCUGCAGAAAGCAGUGCUGUGUGCGGUGCUCAUGAGAUGUUUCCUGCCGAAGUACGACCAGCUGAACAACCACUUCAAGGGAGAUCUCCCAAACGACAUAGAAGGGCAGGACGGGUUACACAACUUGUUGGACAAUAUGCAGCUCCACCCGUCUAUGUGCGUCCUCAACUGCCUCUACAACCUGAGGUUCAACAGCCUCUUGAAGAUCAGCAACUUCUUCCAGACCAACCUCAACUUGAUGAUGCUUCCGUGCGAGCCAUUCAGGCUUCAGCCUUGGACCCAGUGCUCAACAUCACUGAGGCUGAGCGUCGACGAAGAUGGCUCACCAUUUCCCCAGAGAUCAGAAAGAUCCUGCGAGAUCUACAUGUUCAGUUUGGACACCCCACCAACACAACCUUGCAGAGAAUCCUUCGACGUCAAGGAGCUCUACCAGAAGCUAUCGAUGGAGCAGAUCUUUUGAGCUGUGAUUCGUGUGGCGACAGCAUUCGAAGGAGAAGACCUAAGCCAGUUAGGCUUCCAGGUCGCUACGUUUUCAACCAUCACUUGCUCAUCGACGUCUUCUACGGCAAGGACGUUGUUGGUGAAUCUUUUGCCUUCCUGAACAUCAUUGAUGAUGCCACAGGCUAUCAGGUUGUUUCAUGUCUUGGCCAAGCUCGAGGACCACCUGCAUCAAAAGCCGUGCUCAGGCAUUUUCUUACUGUCUGGAGCUCAUGGGCUGGCCUUCCAUAUUCUGCACAAGUUGACCGAGGCAAGGAGUAUCUUGCCUACUUCAGUGACUACCUCAAGACCUACGGAGUUGAGCAGGAGACAGUUCCUUUGGAAGCUCCAUGGCAAAAUGGAAAAGUUGAACGUGCAGGUGCCCUAUGGAAGGAGAUCCUCUACAAGACUGUUCAAGAGAUGCAGUUGCAGGGCUUGGAUGACAUGAUUUUGGCCACAACCAUCAUCACCCAGUGCCGCAACUCCUUUCCGCGGCCAAAUGGGUACUCGCCCUCACAAUGGGUUCUUGGACUUUCAGAAGUGCGAGUGCCUGGCUCACUUUUGGAUGAUGGUGAAGCUCAACGGCUUGAGUUGCUUGAAGCGGCUGAUGAUCCAACAUCAGCAUUUGCAAGGUCCUUGGGCAUUCGUGAAAGUGCCCGAGUCGCUCAGGUCAGACUCGACAAUGAUGCACGAGUCAGAAGGGCUUUGCUUCACAAGUCCACUCCAACACGUGGACCAUACCCUGUGGGCAGCUAUGUCUAUUUUUAUCGACUUCAAGCACCUCCCACUGGACAAGCGCGAGCUCAGGCUCGCAACUUUCGCUGGUUUGGUCCAGCGAGGGUCAUUGGAGUUGAGACCCGGAACCAGCGGAGAGCUGAGGAUGUGGAAUUUGCCACCGAGGGUGGCCAGCCUCAUGCUUACUGGUUGCGCUAUGGUCCUUCAGUUGUUUUGGUCACAGGUGAACAGUUGCGAUUUGCGAGCGAAGAUGAGCUUCUUGCUGCUCACUCCCUUCCUGAAGAAGUUCUACAACCAUCCUAUACCAGAGGUGCCAGAAACUAUGUUGAUCUUCGUGGACAUGCAGCAACUCCACAGAUCUUGGAUCAACAACAAGAUCCUGCACCACCUGGAUUGCAGUUUAGUCCAACAACACCUUUUGCCGCUUCAAGACCGGCGACCAUCCGGGAAGACACAGAAUUUCCUGGUGAUGUUGUGCCUGCGACUCCAGCACCUCAGGAGGAAAGGACGGGAGACGAGAUCCAAGAGCCUGAACCAGGCCCGUCUGCUACACCAACACCACAGGUGUCACGCAGACCCAGCAAGAAUGUGCCUGCAGCUGCAGCAAUUGACAGCGAGGCUUCUGAAGAGGAGUCCAUGCUCACUCAGGCUCAACCUGCCGAUGCUUUCCUCACUGGGAAGGCAGCCUCCUCUGAGAUCUCCCUCAAGAAUUUGGAUGAGAGUGACCGGCAGAAGUUUCAAGAUUCCAUGAAGCGUGAAUGGGAUUCAUGGAUGAAGUUUGGAGCUGUUGAAGUUUUGACAAAGGGCCAGAUCAAGGACUUGCCCGACGACACGCAGAUCGUGGGAACACGUUGGGUGCACACCGACAAGAACAGCAAGCCCAGACUUUUGGCCAAAUAUCUCUCGAAGAAGACUGGAGAAUCUGAUGCGCAGAUCAAGAAAGAAUUUCCUUUUCAGGCCAAAAGCCGACUUGUUGUCCAAGGGUGCCAAGAAGAUCCACAAGCUAUCCGCUCAGAUAGUCCCACGGCUUCUCUUUUGGCAUUCAACUUCAUUUGCAUGAUUGCGACAGUGAUGAACUGGAUAAUUUCAGCAUGUGACGCCUCCACUGCAUAUCUACAGUCACAAGGAAUAAGCAGGUUGUUGAUUUUGAGACCACCAAGACCUCCACCGCCAGGCAUCAGCCCACAUGACCUCCUUCGAGCACGUGGCUCCAUCUACGGCACGAAGGACGCUGGUCGCUCAUGGUGGAAGAAACUUUUCAGAACCUUGAAGCGUUUUGGUUGGAGAAUGUCAAGAAUCGAGUCAGCAAUGUUUCUCCUUGUGAUUGACACCAAGCUUGUUGGCGUACUCAUUACACAUGUGGAUGAUUUGUUUUGUGCAGGUGAAGGCAAGGUGUAUCAGGAUAGCAUUUCAGCCAUGGAAAAGGAGAUUUACCUGAAGGUUAGUCACCGAGAGUUUCGUUUUUGUGGAAAGAACGUCAAGCAACAUAGCGAUGGCACCAUUGAGCUGGAUCAGUUCGACGCCAUUGAAAGCGUGGACUACAUGCCCUUGACUAAGGACAGACGGUCCUGUAUCAAUGCCCCUCUGACCGCAGAGGAGAUCACAAGCUUCCGCGGCCUGAUUGGCCAACUUGGCUGGAUCACGAGGCAGACACGACCUGACUUGAUGGUCAAUGUGUCGGUCGCUGCCCAGAGUGUGAGCAAACCAAGAAUUAAGGAUGUGGUGAACCUCAACAAGUGCGUUAAGAUGCUCAAGGACACAGCCGAUUCGACUUGGCGAUUUGUUCCCCAUCCUGACAUGAAGCUUGAUGAUUUGGUUGUUUGCGUUUUUGCAGAUAGCAGUUUUGCAAACAUUGAAGGCAUGAAGUCCCAGUGCGGCUAUGUUGUCUCUCUGACCUUGCCGAGCAUUCGAAGUGGCUCCCCAACUCCUCUCUUCGUUGUUGAAACCUACUCUGGAUCAGUGAAGCGAGUUUGUCGCAGUACACUUGCUGCAGAGGCCAAUGGUUUUCUCACUGGUGCUGAGGCAGGCGAAUACGUCCGAGCCUUACUGCUGGAACUCCAGCAUCCUGAUGUGAGUUUUAACGAUUUGGAGCGUGAGUAUGUGAAGAAGAAGGUCAUUUGCAUCACUGACGCAAAGAGUUUGGAGAGCACUUUGAACAAAGACGCAGGUCAACCUGGUGACAAAAGGGUUCGCAUUCUAGUAGCACAAAUACGUGAGAUGAUUGGUGAAAACAACUAUGGCGAUGAUGACAUGGUGUUCGCAGAAUGGUGCGACACAAGCCAGCAACUCGCUGAUGUGCUCACGAAAACUGGAUGCGAAAGAGAACCGUUGCUCAAUGCACUCUACCAAGGAGUGUGGCAGCUUGAGCCCAGCGACGCAGCACUGGCAAAGAAAGCCAGUAUUAGAGCUUCACGUAGAGCCAGGAAACAAGGGGCAAUCAAGGACGGGUGUGAAAAUACCCAGGAUCAUACCACUAGCACUGGACAUGAGGACAUUCCAUCAUAA